AUGGAUGAACUGAGAAUGCGAAUAGACGAGCUGCUGAAGGAAGUGGCAAGGCUGGAAUGUGAGAUGACAGAGAAGAAUGAGAAUAUCAAGAAAAGUAGGGUCUUGAAUAUGGAUCUAAGAGAAGAGAUAUUGAGAAAAAGCAAGGAAGUAGAUGAUUUGAACGAAUUGGCAGCAGACAUGAAGAAACAGAUGGAAAGCAAUGGCAGAAGAUCCAUGAAGCUGGAACGAAUGAUUAGAGCGGAGUGCAGGCGUAAGGAGUUGGUUAAUGAAAAGAUACUUGGCAGUGCGAAGAGCAGGGGAGAAUACUAUAUCAGUCUUGAGAUGAAGAAGAUCAAUGAGAGGUAUGAGGUUAUGAGGAGGUUUGUUUUUGCGAUUUCUGAAAGAUUUGGAUUUGAUUUUGAGAUGUUUGGCGAGCUAGUAAAGAUUGCAGAAGAAAUAGAUGAUCCUGUUAUUGCUGCAUUUCUAGAAAGUAUUAUGCCAAAUGGAUAUGCAAGGCUGAAUGAAAAUACUAGAUGA
Messenger RNA from Ordospora pajunii, 516 nucleotides. RefSeq lists its product as uncharacterized. Lineage: Eukaryota; Fungi; Microsporidia; Ordosporidae. The transcript has a single exon. The record is from RefSeq and is a predicted model, not a curated record. Bases 1 to 516 code for a protein of 171 amino acids.